Molecule: messenger RNA, 564 nt
Organism: Archocentrus centrarchus (flier cichlid)
Lineage: Eukaryota; Metazoa; Chordata; Actinopteri; Cichliformes; Cichlidae
Product: interferon a3-like
Exons: 5
Coding region: 1-564 (187 amino acids)
Biological process (GO): defense response; response to exogenous dsRNA
Cellular component (GO): extracellular region
Molecular function (GO): cytokine receptor binding
Source: RefSeq, a predicted model, not a curated record
AUGAUCCAAAGGAGUUUCUUCGCUUGCCUGUUUCUCUGCAUGUGCAGUUCGGGCUCUUCGCUACGCUGCAGAUGGAUUAAUCAUAAAUUCAGACAGCACAGCGAAGAAACUUUGAAUCUACUCGAUAUGAUGAUUACCAGCACUGCUGAGGAUGCUGAGAUAGAGGACACAGUGCACUUCCCUAAUCACCUCUACCACCAGGCCUCCACAGCAACAGCUGAGGAGAAACUGGCUUUCACAGCUCAGAUUCUGGAGGAGGUGGCUGCCCUGUUUGAGGAGGAUCACAGCUCUGCAUCAUGGGAGGAGAGCACAGUGAGGAACUUUCUCAAUAUUGUGAACAAACAGGCUGAAGAGCUUCGCUCCUGUUUUGGAAGCCACAGUCACGGGACAAAGAAGAGCGAGCAGCUGUAUUUCAAGACAGAAAUGUAUUUCAAGAGACUCUCAGAUCAUGUCCUAAAGAGACAGGGUCACAGUGCUGAAGCCUGGGAGCUGAUCAGGAGAGCAGCCAGAGACCAUCUAAUGAGAACAGAACACCUGACGUCAUCUCUGCGCCCCGCCCACUAA